Molecule: messenger RNA, 1317 nt
Organism: Anthostomella pinea
Lineage: Eukaryota; Fungi; Ascomycota; Sordariomycetes; Xylariales; Xylariaceae
Source: the annotation of a GenBank genome assembly
AUGCAGACAGCAGCGACACAUCCAGCCUACGAGGACAAAUCCUUGAAGAGCGACGACGAGAUCAGACUAUUGACGCUUCAGCCGGCUCACAGUAACGACGACGAUGUAGCAUCAGCACUCACGAGCCGACCUCGGCGCCAGGAUACGUCGCCAUCUCCUACACCUGGGGCAGCGGCCCUGCUCGCCUUGCGGAACUUCGCCUCAGAUGGCCCGGCUGUACCAACGGUUGUCUGGAUAGACUCAAUCUGCAUUAACCAAGAGAAUCUUCGCGAGCGCAGUGCCCAAGUUUCUCGCAUAGGAGACACAUUUGGCGGUGCGAAAGAGACGGUGAUAUACCUUGGGGAGCCAGACCAUCAUACUGAUAAGACGGCCGAGGCUCUACGCAAUAUCGUUUCGCAGAACUUUUUCCUGUACGGUGUUCUAUGGUUAUCUACUUGGGGUCCUUUGAAGCCGUCUUCCAACGUCCGUGGUUUCGACGAACCGCACAAGCCUUUGGCAGACAAAGACGACCCUGACGCCGCAGAUAGAUAUUCCGGAUUGUUGGACUUGCUGAAGGCGACGUGCCGGUUUCAGUGCCAGGAUCCUCGAGACAAGCUAUUUGGUAUCCUGUCGCUUUUGCAAACUUCGCCGAACCAUCCGUCGCUGCUGCGACCUGACUAUGCUAAACAGGCCCGUGAUGUGUUCAUUGAUCUGGCCUUCUUUCUGCUUCGCUCUGAUUGUGAGGAAUUAUUGGCUUUGGCUCCGUACACACACACGCAAUCCAACCACCUUAAGCUACCAAGCUGGGUGGUGUCAUGGUCGGAAUUGCCCCAAGAACAGACGCUAGCCGCGAACAACAGAGCCUGGGACAAUGACAAGAGCUUCGGCAAACAAUGCUUGGUCGAGAGACACGGAUAUUGUCUGAGUGUCCAGGGCCUAGUCAUGGACACUGUGAAAGAGAUGCUUCCAACCUCUACGGAUUUAUCAGGCCUCCGCGCUCCGGCCGCGGGUACAUGGUCGUUCUUCGUAACUGAAACCGGUUACCAAGACGCUGCCGUUACUCUGCUUGAGUCCGCCGAGACCUCCGUGCGAGCUGGAGAUUGCAUUUGUGUGCUUAUAGGAUGCCGAACGCCUUUUCUGCUUCGCCUGAACGACAAACAACUAAAUCGAUGGUCACUAAUCAGCGAGUGCAGAAUUUCGGACGAGAAGGGGGACCUCAGUUAUUCGAAACUCGAAAUGAAGUGGUUUGGAAAGUGGUUUAAACCACUAGUAGGAGACUCUACGCGGGAGUUUAGUGACGACCUAGAGGCUACGUCGCAGGUCUUUGUGCUACAUUAA